AAUGCAACCUCAUUUUGAUAUUCUAAACAUAAAAUUGCACAGAUCGAAGCAGAACUCUCCUGUGACCUCCUCACCUCAAAGGCCUGCGUUCAACAGAACCUAUCCCAGUUCCCAGCCAGUUGCAUAUAGCACUGAAGGAAAAUGAACAUACCGAACAGCCACCACUUUUUGUACUUUCUGCCUACCCCACACCUUGUCAUCUUAUUAGCAGCUUUGACGACUGCUGAGGAUGUGACUAACAGCACUUUCAACCGCACUGACAUGAACAUGGGAUCUGUGCCUGUGGUGAUCUCCCGCAUCGACCAUAUAAUAGUCAAGGAGGGAAGUAGUGCCUUGAUCGACUGCAAUGUCCAAGGUAGUCCCAGUCCACGUUACAGAUGGUACAAUUCCAAUGGCCACCUGCUCCAAGAGGAGGAGAAUAAAGCAGGAAAAUGGUGGUUUCUUGACAAUGGGCUUCUAAACGUUACCAGCGUGUCUUUUGAAGACAGAGGUAAAUACACGUGUGUCGCAUCUAAUAUGUAUGGCAGUGUUAACAAUACUGUGACACUAAGGGUUGUUUUUACCUCCGGAGAUAUGGGAAUAUACUACAUGAUUGUCUGCCUUGUAGCUUUUACCAUUGUUAUGAUACUGAACAUUACUCGGUUAUGUAUGAUGAGCAGUCAUCUGAAGAAAACAGAGAAAGCAAUCAAUGAUUUCUUCAGAACAGAAGGGGCAGAGAAACUCCAGAAAGCCUUUGAGAUUGCAAAGCGUAUCCCAAUUAUCACUUCAGCCAAAACGCUCGAACUUGCCAAAGUAACCCAGUUCAAGACCAUGGAGUUUGCCCGCUACAUUGAAGAGCUUGCUCGGAGCGUACCUUUGCCACCUCUUAUCAUGAACUGCAGGACUAUAAUGGAAGAAAUUAUGGAGGUUGUUGGCCUGGAGGAGCAAGGACAGAAUUUUGUACGGCAGACAGCAGAAGGCCAGGAAACCACCGAAACAGAUGAGCUGUAUAUGAUCCCAAAUGCUUUAAAGCGCAGUGACUCUCCCACAGCUGACUCUGACGCAUCAUCACUGCACGAGCCACCUCAACAUAUUGCAAUAAAAGUGUCGGUUCACCCAUUGUCCAGAAAGGACUGCAUGGACGGUCAAUCACAAGAAAGCAUGCAUUUGGACACCAAGGAAGACGAUACUCCUCAAACACCAGCACUUCCUGCAGAGCCCCCUCCUGAGCCUUCUGUUGAACUCAGUUCUGAUGAUACAGCAUUGGCAAAUUACAAAAAUACAUGCGUUAUAUAUGAAAGCCAUGUAUGA
Molecule: messenger RNA, 1290 nt
Organism: Mesitornis unicolor (brown roatelo)
Lineage: Eukaryota; Metazoa; Chordata; Aves; Mesitornithiformes; Mesitornithidae
Gene: MFAP3L
Product: microfibrillar-associated protein 3-like
Exons: 3
Coding region: 142-1290 (382 amino acids)
Source: RefSeq, a predicted model, not a curated record